AUGGAGGCGGCGAUCGGAGUGAUUGGGCUCUCGUUGCAGCUCGUCGAUUCCGCCAUCAAAGUCAAGAGACUCAUCGCGGCUUACCGGUCUGCCUCGGCGGAGAUCAACCGGCUGGCGCUCAAAAUUGAAAGGGUCGAGGUCAUAUGCGGUGCGAUCAAGAAGAGUCUCGAGGGAGACGCUUCGUCGCGGCAAUGCUCUGAUCUCAUCAAGACUUGGGGCGUCUGUGUUCUCAAGAGCAUCCAGUCGACACUUGCCGAGAUUCAUGUCAUCAUUACGAAGCUGGAAAGAAAGGGUGGGAAGAGGCGCCCAUUCAACACCGUGGGAUUCACAUUUUUGGAAUGCAAAGAUGAUGUACUGCGGUUGAGCAAGUGGCUGGACGAUGACCUGAACUACUUGCAGCAUAUGAUGACCGCAGAAAUAUUCUCCAGGUGCAAUGUCGUCCAGCAACUGACAGUUCACCACACGGGCGAUUCGUCCCUGUCUCCAGCAAAAGACCGUAUCUCGCCUGAUCUCGAACGAGAUCACAAUACCGAAAUGCCUUCUGAACCAAGACUUACAAGGAUUGUGAGAAGAGGCCAUCAAAAGAUGGUCAAAGCACUCGGCUUCCAGUACCAAUCCCAGACCACGACGAUUCUCAAGAAGUCUCGCUCUCUCGGCACACAGGAGGUGUCGAAUAUUGGUGAGGUCAAGACUUAUGCUUUCGGGCACAGCAGCCUUUCCUACAGAAUCGAACUCCAUUGGGAGAUGACCACCUUAAGCCCAAUGGUCUACGCUCUUUCUGUCCGUCACGUCCUCUCUAGAGAUCAAGACGAAGAGCUGAUUGAGGAGAUGUUGGACAUCAUGCGCGACGGAGACGUGUCAGCUCUGCAAGACCUACUUUCAGCCAAAAUAAUCAAUCUUGGCACCAUGCUAGGGAAUAAGACGCUAUUUGAGUCAGCAGUCCAUUCUCACCAGCCACCGAUUUGCCGCUUUCUAGCUCAACAGAAUCUCGAUCUAUGUAUAGAUGAGAAGUAA
Molecule: messenger RNA, 1014 nt
Organism: Colletotrichum orchidophilum
Lineage: Eukaryota; Fungi; Ascomycota; Sordariomycetes; Glomerellales; Glomerellaceae
Exons: 3
Coding region: 1-1014 (337 amino acids)
Source: RefSeq, a predicted model, not a curated record